AGGAAAAAGAAAGACUUGGCAGCCAACUUGAGCUGCCUGUCAGCAUCUCUUUCCCCGUUCUUUCCUCUCUUUGUGUAACACCCCUUCCCUCCUACAGACCACCCAAAGCCCUAUAAAUAAUCGGAGCGCUCUGCUUCCUCCCUCAGUCUUUAGCCCGGCAGCCUGUUCAGAAGGUGAGCCGAGGGUACUAAGAAAGGCAGAAGGGAGGAAGAGGAGAGAGCCAGAAGGAAGAGCAAGAGGAGGAGAGAAGAGAAGGCGCAGGAGAAGGAGCCACCAUGGCCAGCGAAUUCAAGAAGAAGCACUUCUGGAGGGCGGUGGUGGCCGAGUUCUUCGCCAUGACCCUCUUCAUCUUCAUCAGUAUCGGCUCGGCCUUGGGCUUCAAUUUCCCCCUGGACCAGGGGAACCAGACCAGCUCCCGCGCCCAGGACAACGUGAAGGUCUCGCUGGCUUUCGGGCUCUCCAUCGCCACCUUGGCCCAAAGCGUGGGCCACAUCAGUGGGGCUCACCUGAACCCGGCCGUCACCCUGGGCCUCCUCCUGAGCUGCCAGAUCAGCAUCUUCCGGGCGCUCAUGUACAUUGUUGCCCAGUGUUUGGGGGCCAUUGUGGGCACGGCGAUCCUUUCGGGAGUCACCAGCAAUCUGGAGAUGAACUCGCUCGGCCUCAAUGGGGUAAGGUGGCAUCGAAGCCUUUCUUUUCCGGCUUUUGCACAGAGUGGCAGACAGAAAUUGAAUAGGGGAAACUUUUCCUCGCAACUGUGUGAGAGACAGAAACCAAAACCAGGAUCUCCUCUGCCUUUUGUCGUUUUGGAGGCAGAGGAAACUGGGGCAGAUGAAAGUUGUCAUAUCAGAGUCACCAAAAACUGA
Messenger RNA from Sphaerodactylus townsendi, 863 nucleotides. Its product is annotated as aquaporin-1-like. Lineage: Eukaryota; Metazoa; Chordata; Lepidosauria; Squamata; Sphaerodactylidae. Gene Ontology annotation, molecular function: ammonium channel activity; water channel activity; carbon dioxide transmembrane transporter activity. Gene Ontology annotation, cellular component: membrane. Gene Ontology annotation, biological process: renal water transport; hyperosmotic response; carbon dioxide transmembrane transport. The transcript has 2 exons. The record is from RefSeq and is a predicted model, not a curated record. The coding region runs from base 276 to 863 and encodes 195 amino acids.